AUGGAGUUCUUUGCUACAGAUGUGCGACGAGAUGCCGCAAAGCUUCGCCGCGCGUACUUGCAGCUGGCCCUCCGUUACCACCCCGACAAGGUCAAUGCGAGCCGCUCGCCACAAGCAGCAGACGGUGAAGGUUCUCUGGAGGACAGGGAAGCGACGGAGGUGUUCCAAGCAAUCCAGGCUGCCUACGAGGAGCUUUCUGCAAGCCUAGAUGGGCGUCGAGGCCCUGGCGGUCCUGGGCCGCGGGUGCGCAGCGCCUUCGCAGCGGCCUGCGAGCUGGGGGACCUUGCGGAAGUGCGGCGCCUCCUCCGUCUCAGACCGGCAUUGGCAGAGCAGACGGACGAGCUCGGCGUGUCGCCCCUGAUGUUUGCGGCCUCCGGAGGUUCAGCGGCGGCUUGCGAGGUACUGCUGGAGGCGAAGGCUUCAUUGGAGAUGAGAAAUCCGCUUGGGUGGACAGCUCUCACUUGGGCUGCGCUCCGAGCUCGCAAGGAGGCCUCGGCCUUCCUGCUGCAGAAGGGCGCAGAGGUGCAAGACAACGACUUGAUUGUGCUGGCUUUCACCGGCAACUCUGAAACUUUCUCGGUUCUGCUGCAGGCCUGUGGUGACGAGAAAGUGUUGGCAGUGCGCGACGAGAAAGAGAAGGGGUUAUUGCACUUCGCUCUCACAGGCUUUGCCUACCUGAAGCGGCCUGCGGAAUCCCACGAAGAUUGUGUUGACCUGGCCAUCCAAGCUAGAUGCGAUCCGGCCGGUGAAGAUCGCAGGGCCCGCCAAUGUCGGGAAGGUGGAAUGGAGGAAGCAGUGCCCGUGCUUUGCCACUUCGUGCAGUGCAUGUCAGAAGAUUGGGCAACGUCUGAUCUGGACCAGUCUGCCACACACCUUGCCAUGGUCGCCAAGCUGCUCCGACUCCGUGCUGAUCCUUAUGCUGUGGGGCCUGCAGGAAGUGCCGUCGACGUUGCGGUCAAGCAGGGCUUGCGACACACUCACGAGGCGCUUCUGGGCAGCGCCGGCUUUGCACCGCAGAGGCCUGACAGGAAGCGGCUGGCAGCCAUGCCUGCGCCUGUCGACUUGGCAAAGAUUGCAGCUGAGCCGCAGAGCGAGUGUGUUGGUGCUGCAGUGUCUAGCAUUGCGCCUCCUUCUCGCCUGACAGCUAGGUCGCAGACCUUCACAAUCUUCCGCAUUUUCUGCAGGUCUUCGAAGGGGCGUCCUUUGGGGGAGCGACUGGAGCGUGGAAAGGCGACCAUGGCGGGCGGAUAUUGCUGCAUCGAUUUUGACACUUUGCAGGCCAAGGAGAAGGAGAAGGGCAUCAGGUACAAGAGUUUCUCGGAGCAAGUGGUGAAGUCCGUCGAACAGGAAGCUCUCAAGAAGAAGCAUGCGUCGGAGCAGGAGCGGAGUCGCCUUCAUUGGGAGAAAGAGGAGCAGAGGGCCAAGGUCCGGUACACCAUGAACUUACCUCAGUGCGAGGGUGGUCUGUACUGGCAGCCAAACAUCCACUACAUCCCGGCCUCCAUCAAGUUCGGGGACAACGGAGAGGUGAUUGUGACGGGAGGGCCACCAGAAAAUGCCAAGGCAAAUGGAGGUAUCUUUGCAAGCUUUGUCUCUUGA
Messenger RNA from Symbiodinium sp. CCMP2456, 1599 nucleotides. NCBI's taxonomy places the organism in Eukaryota, Dinophyceae, Suessiales, Symbiodiniaceae. The record is from the annotation of a GenBank genome assembly.